GAAUAGCGCAUUUAGAAGCAGAACAAGGAAUAUCAGACUGGUACUUAGAGGUUAUACCGAGCACCUUCACCACUACUGAACCACCCUUGUACACGCUUACACGGACAUAAUUGGAGACCAGGUGUUGACUACACCACCCCCUAAACUACAUCCAGUAGACACGCGUUUCUACAGACCACGCAGAUACAAAACCCACUGAGACGUUUUCUCAAAAAUGGAGGAGUGCGUACUGUACGGUAACUCAACAAGUAAUGAAGGAGAAGGGUGCUGGAACCUUGCUGAUUCUAGAUACUGGCCCGAUAUCAAGGACAAGCGUUCUAUCCAGUCUCUGGAAAUAUUUUUCAUCAUCCUUUACGCGAUUGUGCUUACUACUGGAUUAAUUGCGAACAGCCUGACACUAGCGGUGUUCUGUCAGCUGAAAGCGAAGCUGCUCUGGAACAACAACAACCUUCUGAUCCUUCUUAAUCUGUGUGUUUGUGAUAACAUCAUAGUGUUCUUCGUGGCUCCCUUCACUCUGAUACUCCUGAUGUCUGAUAGAGUCUUCCACGCUACUCUCUAUCAGCAGGAUAACGACACAGGGACGGUGAUAGCUUGUAACACUAUAGGUUUCCUCUUCAACUACUGUUCCAGGGCCAUUCUGCUCUUUCUGGCUGUUGGGGCUAUGGACAGAUUCGUUGCCAUCUUCAUACCUUUCAAGUACAAGGCCAUCGUGACUCCAAUACGAGUUAAGGUUUCUCUGGCACUGUGCCACGUGAUAAGCUUGCUCGUUACAGUUGUACCUUUCAUGAAAAAUGCACGGUACACCCUGGAUAUGGACUACGCAGCCUGCCAUUACAACUUCGAGGAUAUCACGAAGCCGGAAUGCAAUGGGGGAGACUGCAAUGAUAUGCUCGCUCAAAACGAGACUCCUUACGUCUCCAACCCCGAAUCUGUGGGAACAGCGUACUUCUUCCUUGUCUUCCUCGUAGUGAUUGUACCCGGCCUCCUCAUGGUCCUCACUUCUGUGGCUGUUGUGUAUCGGCUGACUUCUCGGCUACGGGAAAAGGAGGCUGAGAAGAAGAGUGCUGAGAGAGGGAACCUGCUGAGGAAGAAAGAUACAGAUAACAAACGUGUCCAGAAAGUGGACCCUCAGGAACAAGCAGCUAUUACCAUCUCCUACCUCGUUCUCUUGUACAUUGUUUGCUAUUUACCAUGGUGGGUGCUGACAUUUGAGACGUUUAUGGAGUACACAGGUUCUGUGGGGUACAGGUCUAUGGUGGGGGGCGUGUCUCCCUCCUUCGCUCACUACUUCUUCCUCUACCUCACCAUUACCACACUGCUCAGCAGCUCGCUGAACCCUCUGAUCUACUUUGGGAGGAACAGGAUUCUGAUGGACAAGUUGGAGGAUAUUAUCAAGUACAAGGAGUCCAUGGCCAAACCUUCGCUAAGGUCCACCAUCAGUGCGCCUGUCAUGUCUAUUCAAACCUUCUAGAAUCUUCUAGAAUCGUUCACUUACAUUCUGCACAUUCAGCAAACUCUCAUAACAUUGUUCAAAUUUUCCUGUUUCAUGAAUGACUAUUGAAAAAUGAAGAUUUCGAAAGAAGCUUCCCUUAGACUUUGGGCUACAAUCAAAGAUUAUCGACUUUUUGUCUGCACUCUGCCCCUCAAGACAAUUCAAAAAGCAAACUGUUUCUCAGUCCUCAGAGCCUGACAUUUUAAAGAUAUGAUUAUCUUGUAUCGAAGAUUAUCCGUUACCAAAACCCUGUUGUCGAACUAACUUUAAAAGACUUAAGAGGUGACACUAGUAGAGCUAGUUUUAAUAUAUCUGAAGAUAUGACUGGAUCAGACUACUCACUACCAAUGCUGUCUUGAUAAGGACCAAUUAUUCGUAAUGUAUUUAUUAUUUAUUAUUGCUUUAAUCAUUUUAGAUUUGCUGAUCUUUAGUAAAACUUAGAGGAAUCAUUUGAUCUGUUUUAAUUAUAAUACAGCUACCGUCUCUAUCGUUUUGUUUUUGUCUGUACAAUUUUUCUUUGAUAAUUAUUCAAAAAGAGGCCUCUGAUAAAGUGAAUACAAGAUAAGUGAUAACUCACGGGUGAAGUAUUUUUUGCUGAUCGGAAGCUCAAAUAAACAAAUGUUUCUUCGACUAUUGUAUUAUAUGAUCCCCUUCUUCACAUAGAUGAACAAAUUUUUUAAAUUCAAAUAGAUAAUUGUUAUCAUCAUGUAAAAAUGCAAACAUUUUUAUUGAAUUUUGUCGAA
Bolinopsis microptera is the source of this 2235-nucleotide messenger RNA. Its product is annotated as G-protein coupled receptor 39-like. Gene Ontology annotation, molecular function: G protein-coupled receptor activity. The transcript has 11 exons. NCBI's taxonomy places the organism in Eukaryota, Metazoa, Ctenophora, Tentaculata, Lobata, Bolinopsidae. The coding region runs from base 215 to 1471 and encodes 418 amino acids. Gene Ontology annotation, cellular component: membrane. Gene Ontology annotation, biological process: G protein-coupled receptor signaling pathway. The record is from RefSeq and is a predicted model, not a curated record.